AGAGCGUCGCCUCCCUCUUUGCUUUAAUCCCUGAGCCUGGACUGCAGAGAGACUGAGGUCCGUCUCAUCCACAUCCACCUGCGUGCUACUGCAGCACAGCAGUACACUGAGCGUGUCCUGACUGCACCCCAGGACAGAUGCCAAUUUCACACUCCCCCAAAAUAACCACUGCCUUGCCUUCCCACCGCACUGGUUAAAAUCAUCGCUGUUUAUUGCGAUAGGUAGCUUCCCAAGUAGCAAAGUUGCCCGCGAUGGACUCUAAGCGAGAUAAGGACCAAGAUGCAGACUGUGAGAAGAUUACUGCUGUGCUGCUCAAGUCACGUACAGGAGAAUUCGAUUUGGAGUCAAUACUGUUUCUCAAAUUGAGAGGUCUUGGGAUACAUGAUCUCGGCUGCAUUGGGGAGUGUGUAAAUCUGGAGAGACUGGACCUCUCCGGAAAUAAUAUCACAAAUUUGGCUCCUCUAGCAUCUCUUCGACUUCUGUCUGUACUCAAUUUGUCUGCCAACAGGAUUUCUAAUUUGAGUCCACUGCGCAGUUGUGACAGUUUACAGAACUUAAACGUGGCUGGUAAUAUCAUAUCCAGUAUUGAGAGCCUUCACUGCCUUCAGUCUUUGAGAAAGCUAGAAAAUAUACGUCUUAAAGACAACACGUACAAUUACACCAAUCCAGUGUGCAGGAACACAUCCUAUAGAACCAUAGUCCUGGAGAUGUUUCCCAACAUUAAGGUGCUGGAUGGUGAAAGAGUGGUCGGACGUGGGAGUGACUUGUACCAGUUGUGCAAAGACAUUGAUGAUACCAUCAAAGCUGGUUUAUACAAGAAUGGACAGCUUAUUGAACAUCCUGACUGCAAACCAUGGGUGGAAGAUAGUUACUGGGAGAUAAAGAGAUCAAACAAUGCCAUUAUUGAAGAAGCCUACAAACAGUUUAACGAUGUUCUUCAUGAAUGCAGACUCCUCAACAACAGAGCCACUCAUGUGAUUUCACAAACUGAAAGAUCGAUGAGCUUGAAGAAGCAGCCGAAGCAGUUUGCUAUCUGAAUUUGGACACAUCUGUGUGCGACAUUUAACAACUUUUUUGUUGUAUGAUAUAUUAUGACUAAUGUACUGUAGGUUUUUCAAAUUGCUAAGCUAUAUCCAAAUGCUAGAUAAGUAUCAUUGCCAGACACACAAUGCUCUGUGUCGCAGUGUGAGGCAUUUGUUGAAAUUUUAUCGCAUCCUAUGCAUUGGGUAUCAGACGAUACAUCCAGUGGUUUGCAAACCUUUAUCCAUACUGACACCCCUCAGUUUGGUUCAAAGAUGUCUUUACUUGCACAGUGUGCAUUUUGUACCAUGUUGUAGCCCGCAUUUAUGCUGAGAGCUAUGCUGCUUAAGAAUUUCUAUAGGUUUUCAGUAAUCAAGAGCUCUUUUCCAUUUUGCAUUGCUGGAUAAUUUUGGGAGUUAAUGUGUCCCAUGCUGUAUGCUUUCUUGGUAUGUUGAACUUUUGCAAAAUGUGAUUGAAUGAUUGUUUCAGCUGUUUCUACUUGUUUUAUACCAUAAAGUUUAUUAUGUGUACGACCAACUUGUUGAAAAUACAGUGCUUAUAAAGGUGUAAA
Lates calcarifer (barramundi perch) is the source of this 1591-nucleotide messenger RNA. It is a transcript of the gene lrrc61, whose product is annotated as leucine rich repeat containing 61. The transcript is spliced from 9 exons. The record is from RefSeq and is a predicted model, not a curated record. NCBI's taxonomy places the organism in Eukaryota, Metazoa, Chordata, Actinopteri, Centropomidae. Gene Ontology annotation, molecular function: protein kinase binding. Gene Ontology annotation, cellular component: cytoplasm. Bases 252 to 1037 code for a protein of 261 amino acids.